AUGAACCAGGACGUUUCCAACGGACUUCUUCUUGGCCGCUAUAAAGUAGUACGAUUCCUUCAGAAGGGAUCGUAUGGCCAGGUGUACAAAUGCAUUGACACCACUAGCAAUUCCACUUGUUCGAUCAAAGCAGUGCCAGCCCAAUAUGCCGCGUGCGCCCACCACGAGAUCAAAAUGCUCUCACGCCUCACUGGCUGCGAAAACAUUUGUCAACUAGUGUCCCACCACACCACCGACACCGCCGUGUACUUGGUGCUUGAGUACUGUGCGGGAGGCGACCUUCACGAGCACUCUCGGCGCCAUCGGGUGUCGUCGACGGAUCUUUACACUAUCGCCACCCAGUUGUACGCUGCUAUUUCGCAUGCCCACCGCCGCGGCGUAUUCCACAGAGAUCUCAAGCCCGAAAACAUUCUUUUGCUGACACCAGGGUCUUUCCACAAACUCAAGCUAUGCGACUGGGGGCUCUCUACCACCCUGAGAAUCUGUAACCAGUUCAAUGUCGGCACCGAAAAAUACAUGGCACCGGAAGUGUUCAUCAACAACUAUACCCUGGAGUUAAAGUUGACAUGCUAUGAUGCCAAAUACGUCGACUAUUGGUCAUUUGGCAUGCUGUUGGUGACAGUUCUCUUUGGUAGGUCGCCGUUCACAGCCCCUGCCGGUCGCCUGUUGAUGAGUGACACCAACUACAAGCGGUUUGUGUUGCUUAACCAAAAACACAUUUUGUACGAGAUCUACCCCAAUUUGAAUGCAAGAGGCUACAGCUUAUUUGCACGGUUAUUUUGUCUCAGUGGAGGAGAUGACAACGCCAACGACUUUAUGUUGGAGAUCAAAAGACGAGACUUGGCCCUGUUUUUGGUGGAGUUUCGCCGCUGUUAUCGCCAAGGCUUGACUGUGGACGAGAGCGAGGGCCUUGAGUUGUACAGAUUCGUUCGCAGCGGUAAACUGGCUGGAACUAUCACCAGCAACAGGCCCUUGUUAGUGGAUGAGUUCAGCUUGAACUGGUUUGAGUAG
Yamadazyma tenuis ATCC 10573 is the source of this 1011-nucleotide messenger RNA. RefSeq lists its product as uncharacterized. Gene Ontology annotation, molecular function: protein serine/threonine kinase activity; ATP binding. Gene Ontology annotation, biological process: regulation of autophagy; protein autophosphorylation; peptidyl-serine phosphorylation. Lineage: Eukaryota; Fungi; Ascomycota; Pichiomycetes; Serinales; Debaryomycetaceae. Gene Ontology annotation, cellular component: cytoplasm; autophagosome; phagophore assembly site. The record is from RefSeq and is a predicted model, not a curated record.